AUGGCCUAUGUUCCUUUUCAAGAUGGAGAAAAUCUUCAACAUGUAGUAGAACCUGCUAUCGGAAGGCUCUACAUGGUACAACCUUCAGAAGAGGAAAGAUAUUAUCUAAGAACUUUACUUACCUGUAUGAAAGGUGCUACCGGCUUUGAUUAUUUGAAAACUGUAAAUGAAUAUUUGUGUACAAGCUUCAAAGAAGCUUGCAUUUGCCUAGGCCUUCUUCAAGAUGACACUGAAUAG
Molecule: messenger RNA, 237 nt
Organism: Racocetra persica
Lineage: Eukaryota; Fungi; Glomeromycota; Glomeromycetes; Diversisporales; Gigasporaceae
Source: the annotation of a GenBank genome assembly